Brassica napus (rape) is the source of this 1510-nucleotide messenger RNA. RefSeq lists its product as uncharacterized. The coding region runs from base 471 to 1373 and encodes 300 amino acids. The transcript has 3 exons. NCBI's taxonomy places the organism in Eukaryota, Viridiplantae, Streptophyta, Magnoliopsida, Brassicales, Brassicaceae. The record is from RefSeq and is a predicted model, not a curated record.
UGAACCGCAGUUCGAUUUUCGUUGGCGACCAGAUAAUUUAACAUUGCACUCUUAUGAUCCGUAGAAUAGUCAGAUGAUCUUGGUUGCCGGACACUGUGGUUAAUUCAAAAAAAAUUGCAUUUUGAGACAUGACAUAAAAUAUGUAACAUUUCAUAGUCCGAUGUACUAAAUAUAUACUUUUUAAUCUAGCUUAUUAGAGAAAAUAAUAUAAAAUAGUUAUUUGUAACAAAAACACACUUUGAUUGGCCAUUUAAUUUUCAAAUUUAAGUUUGAAUUGUAGUUUCCUUGAUUAUAGUUUUCUUUUCUUGGUCAGCAUCAUCCGUUACUCUCAAAAGAAAUUUGUAUCCUGCACUUAUUUCCCAUUACAUUUCCCAACCUUCUAAAUACAAGGUCAUAACCAAAAUAUUAUAAAAUCCUAAAGCAAAUCAAAAGUAUUAUUGGGAAGCAAGACCUAUAACUAAUAGGAAGAGAUGACGACGUGGCCGGCUAAAUCUUCUCUGCCACAGACGGUAAGUCCAGUCUACUUUGUGCAGAGCCCACCGAACACAGAAGUAGACAAGAUAUCAACCGGAUCGGGUCUUAGCCCCUUCGGAUCACCCGUUAACCGACAGGGCCAGGUCAGUCACUACAACCAUGAGUCUGUGGCCGAGUCACCUUCGACUCUACGGUUCUCAGGACCAUUGAGAAACGGAUACAGCAGUCUCCAAGUGCAUGAUCAUGACCAUCCAAUCGACGAGGAUGAUGACGAUUACGAUGAAGUAGACGGUUCGGAUGAGAAAAGAGGAAGGAGAACGAGGUUUUACACUUGCUUGUUGUUUACGUUUGUGCUGGCCUUCACUAUCUUCUGUCUCAUUUUGUGGGGAGUUUCCAAAUCUUUCUCACCUAUUGUCACUUUGAAGGGGAUGGUAAUCGAGAGCUUGAACGUGCAAUCCGGGAACGACGCAUCGGGAGUGCUCACAGAUAUGCUCACUCUAAAUUCAACGGUCACGAUGUUAUACAAAAACCCUGCGACUUUCUUCACAGUCCAUGUCACCUCCUCUCCCUUCCAGCUCAGCUAUUCCCAACUCAUCCUCGCCUCCGGCCAGAUGGAAAAGUUCUCUCAGCGAAGGAAGACCGAGAGAAUCAUUGAGACCAAAGUAAUAGGCAUUCAAAUUCCUUUGUACGGAGGCGUACCGGCUCUAUACGCGCAAAGAGCUAAACCGGACCGAGUUGUUUUGCCUUUGAAUUUAACUUUUACGUUGCUAUCACGAGCCUAUGUUCUCGGCCGAUUAGUCAAGACUAAGUUCUACACGAGCAUCAGAUGCAGCAUCACUUUCCAUGGCGAUAAACUUGGCAAGAAAAUUGAUUUCUUGAAGUCUUGCUCUGAUCAUUGAUAGAAAAUCAGCAGCGAAAUCAGUUCUUUAUGUUUAUUAGGGAUGAUUAAAUUAUUUUGAUGAGAUAUAUACAUGUGAAGGUUUGAUCAAUAUAAAUAGGGUUGUAAUUAAUUUCUUUAUACUACUAUAUUUGAUCG